Messenger RNA from Anopheles darlingi, 2093 nucleotides. RefSeq names its product RNA-binding protein lark (gene lark). The record is from RefSeq and is a predicted model, not a curated record. Gene Ontology annotation, molecular function: mRNA binding; zinc ion binding. The coding region runs from base 552 to 1415 and encodes 287 amino acids. NCBI's taxonomy places the organism in Eukaryota, Metazoa, Arthropoda, Insecta, Diptera, Culicidae. Gene Ontology annotation, cellular component: cytosol. The transcript is spliced from 4 exons.
GAAGAAGAAGAGGAAGAAGUUGGGUGUUGAAGGUGCAAAAGAACGGCGAGAGAAAAUACGCUUUUUAGUGAUCAUCCAUCCAAGUGAAACCCAAAGGAAAUUCUUUUAAACACUAGCCAAAGUGGAAACCGGUUUUCCGUCAUCCGUGUUCCGGUCGUCACCGCCGUCGCCGCUGUAAUCGUCGCCGUCGUCGUCGUCGUCGUUGCCGCCGCCAACGAUAUACGCGCCCUCCGUCCGUCGUCGAGUGAGCCGCGAAACCGUCGUACGUUGAAGCUCGUUCGCGCCGCCCUCGCUGGUAUUGAAGCGACCUAGCACACCGGCGCCCUUCCGAAUCCGAUUCCGAGUCCGGUUAGGCCGUGGUCGAGACAGAAACCGUCACAAUAGAUCCGAACGGGGAGAACGGCCGUGACCUGCCGGGUCCGGCCGGCACGUUUAAGCUGUUCAUCGGAAAUGUGGACGAGAAGACGCCGCCGUCUGAACUGCGACAGCUCUUUGAGCAGUACGGUGUCGUUAGUUCCUGUGACGUGGUAAAAAAUUUCGGGUUCGUCCACAUGGAAAAAGAAGCAGAAGCUCGGCAGGCCAUCGAUAAUUUAAAUGGCUACAUGGUCGGUGGGCAACCGAUCAAGGUAGAAGCUGCUAGAAGUCGCCGCGCACCGAACGCCAACACGGCGAAGAUCUUCGUGGGCAAUCUGACGGACAAGACGCGCGCCCCGCAGAUACGAGACCUUUUCGAGAAGUUCGGCACGAUAAUUGAAUGUGACAUAGUUCGCAAUUAUGGGUUCGUACACCUCGAUCCAACCGGGGGGGACGUGAACGAAGCGAUCCGAGAAUUGAACGGCAUGAUUGUCGACGGCCAACCGAUGAAAGUGCAGGUCUCUACCAGUCGCGUCCGGCCGAAGCCGGGCAUGGGCGACCCGGAACAGUGCUACCGGUGCGGUCGGGCCGGUCACUGGUCGAAGGAGUGUCCGCGAUUGAUCUGGGCCGAGCGUGGCUUCCGCGAACGCAGCAUGUACGCCCGAGAUCUGUAUCCGCCGCCGCCACCACCACCCUUCCUUCGCGAUCGUAUUAUGGACGGAUUUAGGGAUCCAUUCGAUUACUAUGACCGGUAUGAGGAUCCACGCGAUCUGUUCGAGCGCCGGUACGGUAUCCCGAGGGCCCGUGAUUUUCCCCCCAUGAGACGGGAACCGAUGCCACCGAUACCGCCCCUAAUGCGGCGCAGUGUCACCGAAAGCAGCCGCAGUAGCAGCAGUUACGAUCCAAUCUUCAGUCGCCGUACGCCACCACCCAGCAGUCGUAACGGUAGCAGCAGCAUCAGCCGAGGGUUCGGUGUGUACGAGGACUUUAGCCGCGAUUCGUUUGACGAUCGGCGUGGUUUGCGUGGUCCCUCACCGACGCACCGGUACGCACCCUACUGAGACGCGAUGUUCUAGGGUGCAGCCGUCGAUGCUGUCACCCGCCCUCCUUCGGGAGAUAACUGCACUGGAUGGAAUUAAAAGAGAUUGUUGAAGGAUGCGCCGGUUGGUUUCCUCUUGUCACGGGAAACAAUCCAGCCAAUUUAGAUGGCAGGAAGAGAAAAUGCAAAUGUAAGCAACCACCAAUGGAACACCGUUCAACCGGGAACGAAUGCAAGACGCGGAGCCAGCAGUUUUAGAAGAGUUCCUCUUUGAUUCGUUUUCAUGUUUGAUCCUCUACCCGAUGCAUCAUUAUGGGUACUACACUACACACGCACGCAGAUCAUCCAUUCAUCUGAUCAUACACAGCUCAUCCUUUUAUCUUUGUCAUCCGGUUGAAUUAAGAGAUGGAACCUUGACCCGUUAUUGACUUUUACAGCUAACUCACUAGGACCAUUAUGUCUCGAUUUUCGUUGUGCUCGAGACGAUGACCUAAGCUUAAGACUAGGUUUAGUGGUUCGCAACUGUCCACAAGAUACGGCUGGGAUGGGAGCGAACGUGGGUGUAAAGAUGCUCCGUACAGAGCCAGCGGGGGGAGUGUAUGGAGCGCGGCAGCGCAACAGUAUAGUUGAUAAGCAUAUCUAUACAUAACAAUACAAAACAAUACAACUAUUUCAAAAUCAAACGCCCAGGUUGCUUUCU